CACCGUUCGACGUUCGCCAAGUUCGGUACCCGCGCGCACUUUCGUCCGUUCUCCAAAAGGUCACAACCACCACAAAACGGGAAUCAAAUUCAGAAAAUUUCAAUUUCAAGGAUCCCAAUUUUGGACGGAGCCCGCCGUCGCGCCGGUCAGUCGGGGUAGAACAACGGAACGACUAGGACUCGAGCCGAAGUGACCCAUGGAAGCUAGUGAAAAGGCGGCGUGCUGUGAUGGCGGUGACGGUAGUAGGCCAUGGGUACGCCUUUGGCAGGCGCUCACGAACAAUCAAACGCUCGAUCAGUGGCUGGGGCAUGGCCUACUGUUGGUGAAGGAAGAUAUGUUAGGGUCGUCGUCGUCGGGAAGGGCGGUUCCGGUCGUGUGGCAGAUUUUGUACCUUCUGGCGGGGGUGGUGACGGCGUGGUUGUGCUGGAAGUUUUACUACAGCCCGGUGGUUUGGAAGAGGGACCUCACCGACAUCGGCUACAACCACGUGCUGGACAACGAGGGAAUCCGGCGGGGCCGCGCCGGGGACAAACGCCGCGCUCACACCAUCAACCGGCUGCGCCGCCUCCGCAAGGUUGGCCAACGCAUUCCGCCGCCCUUCCCGAACGGCUGGUUCGGCAUCCUCGAGUCGGAACAGCUGGCCACGGGGCAGGCCCGGGCGGUGGAUUGCCUGGGGCAGAACUUUGUCGUGUUCCGGGCGUCGGAUUCCGGCCAAGUGAGCGUCCUCGAUGCCUACUGUCCCCAUUUGGGUGCGAAUCUGGGCGUCGGUGGGAUUGUCCGCGGGGAUUGCAUCGAGUGUCCGUUCCAUCACUGGUCGUUCAGCGGUCGCGAUGGCCAAUGUGUCAACAUUCCGUACAGCAAGUCCGGGGCGGUGCCGAAGGUGGCCAAAGUGAAAAAGUGGACCUCGAUGGAGGCGAACGGGUUCAUCUUUGUGUGGCACCACGUGGACGAGGGCGUCGAACCGUGGCCGAUGAUGGUCGUUCCGGAGGUGGAGGACGGACGGUGGGUUUACUACGGGAAGAAUGAGUUUCUGGUGAACGCUCACAUUCAGGACAUUCCGGAGAAUGGGGCGGACGUGGCGCACUUGUCGGCGGUGCACGGGCCGAACUGUUUGUCCGGAAGUGACAUCCGGUACUCGAGACCGGCGUGGGCGGAGUUUGGAAUGCACGCGUGGCAUGCGAGCUGGCACGCCCCCUCCGAGGAAAACGACGACCCGCCCCACAUCGCCCGGAUGGACCUGAAGCACUCGUUCCGGUUCUUCAACAAGCUCGAAGUUUGCACCGUCGACGUCAAAGCGUACCAAAUCGGGCCCGGCUACGUCCAGCUGGCCAUGCAAACCGGCCUCGGCCCGAUGGUCGCCCUCCAGACCGUCACCCCCGUCGAACCGCUCGUCCAGAAGGUCAUCCACCGGUUCUACGCCCCGCGGACCAUCGGCAAUGCGUUCUUCCAGAAGUUUGCCGUUUGGGCGGAGAGUGUGAUGUUCGAACGGGACAUGAUGAUCUGGAACCACAAACAGUUUGUGGACACGCCACUGCUCAUCAAGGAGGACCGGUUGAUCAAGGCCUACCGGAAGUGGUACAGUCAGUUCUACUCGGAAAACAGCACCAGCUAUUCGGUGGCCAAGGAGGGCUUGGAUUGGUGAGAUUUGAACGAAACAAAGCGAAUUUGUUGCAUUUUUUGUAGGUUUAGAAGUUAUUUGUGAUUUUCGCCAUUGAAAAGUAGUGCAGGAAGAAGAUAUUCAAUAAUUUUAUUCCAAAAAUUCGAAAUAAACCA
Messenger RNA from Culex quinquefasciatus (southern house mosquito), 1773 nucleotides. It is a transcript of the gene nvd, whose product is annotated as cholesterol 7-desaturase nvd. The coding region runs from base 197 to 1642 and encodes 481 amino acids. Gene Ontology annotation, molecular function: 2 iron, 2 sulfur cluster binding; chlorophyllide a oxygenase activity. The record is from RefSeq and is a predicted model, not a curated record. The transcript has 5 exons. Lineage: Eukaryota; Metazoa; Arthropoda; Insecta; Diptera; Culicidae. Gene Ontology annotation, biological process: chlorophyll biosynthetic process; cholesterol metabolic process. Gene Ontology annotation, cellular component: chloroplast.